UAGAAAAGAACGCCGAUGCCGGCUGGAGCGAUGAGUCGUUGGAGGCGCCGGCCGUUCGGCGGCCCCGAGGAGCGGCUGCUGGUGGCCUCUUUGCAGAUGUAUUGCUGUCCUUGAACAUUAGCCCAUUUGAAGACACCAGGGAAGCUCAGCCAUGUCCAAGUACAAACUAAUUAUGUUAAGACAUGGAGAGGGUUCUUGGAAUAAGGAGAAUCGUUUUUGUAGUUGGGUGGAUCAGAAACUUAACGGUGAAGGAAUGGAGGAAGCUCGGAACUGUGGGAAGCAACUCAAAGCACUAAAUUUUGAGUUUGAUCUUGUAUUCACAUCCGUCCUCAAUCGGUCCAUCCACACAGCCUGGCUGAUCCUGGAAGAGUUGGGGCAGGAAUGGGUUCCCGUGGAAAGCUCCUGGCGUCUAAAUGAGCGUCACUAUGGAGCCUUGAUCGGUCUCAACAGGGAGAAAAUGGCUUUGAAACAUGGUGAAGAACAAGUGAGGCUCUGGAGAAGAAGCUACAACGUGACCCCACCUCCCAUUGAUGAAUCUCAUCCUUACUACCAUGAAAUCUACAAUGACCGGAGGUAUAAAGUAUGUGAUGUACCCUUGGAUCAACUGCCACGAUCCGAAAGCUUAAAGGAUGUACUGGAGAGACUCCUUCCCUAUUGGAACGAAAGGAUUGCUCCUGAAGUAUUAAAUGGAAAAACCAUUCUGAUAUCUGCUCAUGGAAAUAGCACUAGGGCACUCCUGAAACAUCUGGAAGGUAUCUCAGAUGAAGACAUUAUCAACAUCACUCUUCCUACUGGAGUUCCCAUUCUCCUAGAACUGGAUGAAAACUUGUGUUCUGUUGGGCCUCACCAGUUCCUGGGUGACCAAGAAGCUAUCCAAGCAGCCAUUAAGAAAGUAGAAGAUCAAGGAAAAGUGAAACAAGCUGAAAAAUAAAGUGCUGGCUAGGCAUAGAUGCAAAAGGAGUGGCAGGCAGUGUGUUAUAGGUGCUGACUUCUUUUUUUCCCUGAUUCUCCAUAUUUUUUCAGAGCUAGGCUGUUGGGUAGAAUUUGUAUAGGUAACUUAUUUUGACCCAGAUAAAGCUUUAGGAUGCCUGAGUGCUUAUGUCAUAAGCCUUAUGAGUUAGUUUUUCUGCUAGCCCUGUUUGAAAUAGUUAUCAAACUAGUAACCAUUGGGGUUUAAUCAAGGUCAUAAGUUUCUGAGAUGGGAGAGUAACAAGUGGAGAUAAAGUUUAAGGUGUUAAUCAUUCAAUAAAUUAUUGUCAAGUCACUAUUGACAGGCACUAUUUCAUUAAGUAGUUCACUUUGAUAUUUAAUAAGAUUUUCUGGGGUGAUAGUGGGGGACAGUAGAUAAUGAGGGGUCUUCAAAAAGUUCAUGGAAAGAUUCAUAUCUUUUGUGUUUGUUGGCUGUCUGGUAUGGAGCAUAUUAUCUAUUAAUUUCAUCUUUUCCAUUCGCUUUUUGAAGUAUCCUUGUGCACUAUACAUAAAUAUUUAUUACUAACCUUUUCCUCUAGGAAGAGAGGUGCUUUGAUAGUUAAGAGUAGAGGCCCCUUAAAUGAGAGUCACAGAUGGGUUCCUCUAGGAAAGCCAACAACCACCCACCACAACAGCAACAGGGCUCUUUAAAGUGACUCUAGUCCAGAGACAUCCUUUGUUUGACAUUUAGUAGAAUUCCUCUUUGGCCAGUAGAACAAGCAGCAUAUAGACAACUGUGGCUGUUUACAUUCUUUUCGUUUCAUUUUUGUUUUUUGAACUUUAAACUUUGGGUACUUAAAAUUGGUUUAAAAAUAAAGUUCUGUGACUGAAAAUGACA
Molecule: messenger RNA, 1807 nt
Organism: Cynocephalus volans (Philippine flying lemur)
Lineage: Eukaryota; Metazoa; Chordata; Mammalia; Dermoptera; Cynocephalidae
Gene: BPGM
Product: bisphosphoglycerate mutase
Exons: 3
Coding region: 152-931 (259 amino acids)
Biological process (GO): glycolytic process
Molecular function (GO): intramolecular phosphotransferase activity
Source: RefSeq, a predicted model, not a curated record